Paramormyrops kingsleyae is the source of this 2955-nucleotide messenger RNA. RefSeq names its product steroidogenic acute regulatory protein, mitochondrial-like. Gene Ontology annotation, cellular component: mitochondrion. The record is from RefSeq and is a predicted model, not a curated record. Gene Ontology annotation, molecular function: cholesterol transfer activity; cholesterol binding. NCBI's taxonomy places the organism in Eukaryota, Metazoa, Chordata, Actinopteri, Osteoglossiformes, Mormyridae. Gene Ontology annotation, biological process: regulation of steroid biosynthetic process; steroid biosynthetic process; intracellular cholesterol transport.
GCCUACAAGAAGAACCGUGUAAGUAGAUAUACUACACCGUGCAAAAGUCUCAGGCAGUCAAAGAAAAUGAUGUUAAAAUGAUCUGCAUGUUGGUGUAAAACUAUGGUAUUACGCCUGUAAAAGUGUGUUAGCUUAGCCAUUUCAAAACCUCUGCUCAAAUUAGCCCUGCUGAUAUUAUCCGAUACAGCCAUGUAUUUGAUUGUAUCACUAGUACACCUCAUACGGCCAAUCAAUACCUUGUUGACUUUUGAUGGCUGAGGUGCCCCUGAGGAGUGAUCCUCAUCUAGCCAUCCAGCCUUUUCGGAGAACAGAAGAAAUUCUUGUUAGUAUUUAUUGCGAUACUCUUUAUUGCCAUAUUUUCUAAGGUUAAAUUACAUUUUUUUUUCUAAGCAAAAAUACACUUACUGCCCAGAUAAAUAGAUUUUAAACAUUUCCUUUGACUGCCAAAGACUUUUGCACAGUACUGUAGCUGUAUAACCAUAACAACAUAUAGCAUGUUCAGUUCAGACACUGAAAUUAAUCUGGCAUGAAAAAAUGUGAUAACAUUAUAUACUUUCUUUCUUAGUUUUGACAAAGCUACAGAUAUAAUCAAAGAAGAGGACAGGCCAGAAUUGAUUGGGAUGGCGGAGGUGCUCCAGGUGAAUUCAGAGGAAACUCUACAGUAACAGUAUCAUGAAUAUGUUUGCUAACGCGCAUGUUUACCAGCCUCAUUAGUGUCUGUUUAUCAUUUUUAUCCAGGAAUAUAAAUGAGCUUGAAAAGUGGGUCAGAUUAGGAUGCAAUAUUUCAGUGUGUUGUGGUUAUUCUUCAAGAAACUAUGAAAAGAUGUAGGCAAUGAUUAAACAGUAAUAUAUUAUGUACUGAUCGUCAAACAACUUUCCUUUAAUACAAUUUUAAUUUCCCUGUUAAUGGAAUAUUUAAAAUGCAUAAAUUGUAACCCUUCCCUGAAAAGAUGAAUAAAAAUGUAAAUGAAUAAAUGUAAAUGAUAGAUAAUACAACACAUGUAUUAUAGAUUUGCUUUAGUUAAGCACAUAAAUAUGCGGCACUUGGGGUUUCGUGUGUUUAUACUCUGUUUAUACUCACGCGGAUAUUAUCUGGAUUACCCCUAGUGUUUUCAAAGUAGAUUAUACAUAGUCUGAAAAAAUAUCUCCUGAAAAGUGUUCAAUAAACAGGAUGAUACUCAUUAGAAUCACUGUCAGAACUUAUGGUGUACAUCUUAAAGUUCUGCAUUAUCUCCUUAUAUGUGAUUUUUCCGUGUCUAUCUGACCCAUCUGGAGCACUUUUCAUUCUCCAGUUGACAAGAAACAUUCAGAACAUUUUGGUUUGGCCGUGAUUUAACGAGAGCAGUGCGGAGUCAACACUCCUUUCACACUCAGUCACAUAAAGGCAUGGUAGCCAUCUAAGUCACAUGGGCCUCUUCCCCAGUCUGAGGUUGCUUGUCCCAAACUACAGUUUGCAGUUUGCAUCAUGGGAAAAAUUGCUCAGAUUAUUGGUUAAACUGUGGUUGUGUCACACCCAACUCCGUCCGAUCCUCGUGUGUGCCACACCCACCUUGUUACCUCGUGUUAACUCCUGAUUGUACUCACCUGUUGCCUAUUCCUUUUGCCUUGUCUUGAGUAUUUAGUCCGUGUCUCAGUCAGUAUUCCCCAGUUCUGUCAUUGUACCUGUUAGUCGUCGUGCUUCCCCGGUCCUGCCUGUUUCCUCAAUAAACCUUGUUUAUCCGUCCAUCCGACUGAUCUGCCUGCUUUCCUGCUCGCCCGCUCCACCGACGUGACAGAAAUACUAUAAAGGCUGGCGCUGGAUCGUCCAGCCCCGCGCCCCCCGUGAUGCACAGCAUGCUGCCAGCGGUGGUCAAGCUCUGCUGCGGAAUCUCUUACUCGCAUGUACGGAGCGCCACAGGACUGAAACGUGCAGCUAUGGCCGCAAUUGGACAAGAGUUAGCUCACCUGAAAAAGGACAGUCACCUCACCUUUCCUGGUUGGGCAAGAAUCACGCGGCACAUUGAAAACAGAUGUGAGGGUGUAAUGUCAAAGGGAGCAAUUGCUUUGAAAGAUGAAGAAUCAGCCUAUGAGAAACAAGGCAGAGACGCACUGGAAAAGGCCUUGGAGAUUAUUGAGGACAAGACUGGAUGGAAAAUCGAGAUUUCAGAGGAAAAUGGAGAUGUUAUCUACAGCAAAACACUACUGGGGGCCAGAAAGGUGUUCAGGCUGGAAGCUGUUUUAGACGCCUCCCCUGAAGAGCUCCAUCACCACUUGUUUAUCAAUGUGACAGAAAUGAAGUUAUGGAACCCUAACAUCCAGCACAUUGAGGUGCUGAAGCGUGUCAGCAAGGAUACCAUGGUAACUCAUGAGGUUUCAGCUGAGGCCGCAGGCAACCUGAUUGGCCAGCGGGAUUUCCUGAGUGUCAGACACUGCAGUAAGCAGAAGUCUUGCAUUUACUUAGCUGGAAUUGCCACACACCUAGAAUCCUACCCUCCACAAAAGGGCUUCGUGAGAGCCCAAGAUGGACCUACCUGCAUAAUUAUACAGCCGACUGAAGACAGCACGGGCCGGAGCCGAUUCACAUGGCUUCUCAACAUGGACCUGAAGGGCUGGUUGCCGAAGUCCAUUGUCUAUCAAGCUCUGCCGCGAGCCCAGGCGGAUUUUACCCGGCACCUACGGAGACGCCUGUCCGACAGGGCGCCAACUGCCCAGCGCCGAGACGACCCCAGAAGUAAAUGAGUCUCUCUGUCUCUGAAAUAGCCACCCCCCGACUCCCCUGGUGCCUCGAGCAGAGCAAAGACCUCACCGACUGGAGAACCUGCUUUAAGAGGACCUGAGAAGCUCUCCAGACCUCUGCAGGCAUAACUAACUAGAGAACCAGACAACUUGUAUUCAUUAUAGGAACUCAAUGCCACACAACCUCGUAACUUGAUGAGUUACAUUGAUACUAAUAAAUAAACUGCUUUAUUUAAAGGA